AGUUCACAGACGAAGAAGACUAAAAUGGCUAUUCCCCAGCCUAAAGUGUUUAGCCCCACGGAGGUAGGAAGUCUCAAGAGUUUAGUAGACACCGGCAUAAAGGAGAUUCCAGAUGCUUAUGUUCGGCCAGAGAAUGAGCGCCCAACAGCAACUCCUGUGUAUACAGAGAGCAUUCCUGUGAUAGAUCUUCAUGACUUAGAUGGUCCAAACAGACAAGAUACUGUCAGUGCUAUCACUAAAUCUUGUGAGGAAUGGGGUUUCUUCCAGGUGGUAAAUCAUGGGAUUCCGGAGAGAGUAAUGGAGAAAAUGGUGGAGGCUCAUCACCGUUUCUUUGAGCAACCAGAAGAGGAAAAAGCCAAAUACAAAGCAGAAGGCCCUCAGAAGCCUGUUAUAUAUGGGACCAGUUUCACCGCAAAAGAUGAAAGGAUUCUGGAGUGGAGGGACUUUCUCCUGCUUAUGAUUGGAGAACUUAAUGCCCAAACAGCUGAAUGUUGGCCUCCAGUCAUUCAAGAUGCUGGAUUGGAAUAUGCGAGUGAAGUGAGAAAAGUGGCGGUAAAAGUCCUUGCUGCGUUGUCAGAGAGCAUUGGAAUUCCUACUAUUUUAGAGAAGAUGAUGGGCUAUGAGCGAGUGGUCUUGAAUUACUAUCCGCCAUGCCCAAACCCCGAUAUGACAUUCGGUUUGAGCAGCCAUUCUGACGUGGGUUUACUCACAGUUCUUCUGCAAGACGAUGUGGGAGGGCUGCAGGUUUUCCAUAACGACAGAUGGGUUGCAGUACAACCCAUUCGCAAUGCUUUUGUCAUUAAUGUGGGCGACAUGUUGCAGGUUUUGAGCAAUGGGAGAUUUCAAAGUGCAGAGCACCGUGCUGUGCCUAGCUCCAGUCAAACUCGAAUCUCCAUUCCAUUAUUCUCUGCACCCAAGAGUGACACUUUAAUAGAGCCCAUUCCUGAGCUUAUCAACGAGGAUAAUCCAGUAAAAUAUAAAUCGUUUACUUUUGGGGAAUACGUGGCGUAUUUUCUUAAUAGGUCUCACUCUGGAAAGGAUGAUAACUUAGCUUUUGCGAAGAUCAGCUAAAGGAUUCUUGUGAAGCCAUGGAGUCUGUGCUUUUGUGGGAUUGUAAUUUUGCCUUGGUCUUGAUCCUCUCUAUAUAUCGCCUUAGCCAUAGCUGUCUCCGCUUGAGUUUUACAUGAUUCAUAAAAUUAGA
Molecule: messenger RNA, 1201 nt
Organism: Cryptomeria japonica (Japanese cedar)
Lineage: Eukaryota; Viridiplantae; Streptophyta; Pinopsida; Cupressales; Cupressaceae
Product: feruloyl CoA ortho-hydroxylase F6H1-2-like
Exons: 4
Coding region: 25-1071 (348 amino acids)
Source: RefSeq, a predicted model, not a curated record